AUGCAAGCCGUUCGUCAGUGUUCAGUGUGUGCUGCAGGAGGACUUCUGAGAAACCAGACAGACUUUUCAUUUCUGCGGACCAGCAAGAGUAUGCUCAGGAGAGGAGCAGCCUGCAUCCGCUCCAUAAGGUAGGUUAAAAAGUGUUCAUAGUGGCCAGUUUUCCACUUUUUAGGAUGCAUGUCAUUAUCAGCAUACUAACCUGCUUGUAUUCUGCUCUUUAUUUUCUGCAGCAUUUCUGAGAGCGGACAGUUCAAGCCUGGAGUUCAAAAGUUAGAGGACAAGACAAAUACUGCACACAUGAACACUGCACCAACAAGCAUUGCCCGUGGACUCAACACAUUCCCCUUCACGCAGGUUCGUCCUCUUCUCAUGCCAGAACAAAAUCGAUCCUUAUUUAUGAACUGAAGGAAAUUGAAGAAAGAUGUUGAGAUACUGAGUUUUGACCCUUCCUUCCUCAGCAGGUGGAAAACCUCUCUCACGAAUCCCUGAUCAGAAGAGCAGCCUCUGUGGCGACAGAUGGCUCCAGCGCCUUCCUCUCACAGACCACCUCAGCUUUCAUUGACGCCCUCACAGACUACUCAAAGGUAGGUUUCUUCAUCGUUCAUGUAGGACUGUAGGAUGUGUAAACCACUGCAACAAUGAGCCUUUAAAAAUGACCCUGCACUCCCCCUGACUGUCUGCCGUCUCUCUGUUUGAUAACAGGCCGUGCACACUCGUACCACUUUCCAAAGACGCUAUGUGGCGACCCUGGGGAAGCUGACCCCAGCAGAGGAGGACUCACUCCUGGAGGUGAUCAGUGUCAAGCGUGCAGAGGUAGGUUUUGCAUAUCUUUUUUUCCCUGCAAAAAUCAGCUCCAACUAUUUGCAGGCUCAAACUAAAUAUACUUGUUAUUUACUUUGUCUCAUCUGUUUGUCCCAAAAGGCCAGUGAGAGACUGGAAGACUGCAAACGCUUUGAGUCUACCUGGAUCAAUGCUGUCAACUUGUGCAAAAUGGCAGCCGAGGCAGCACAUAAAUCAGGUAAAUAAAAUGUGUGAUGACAUGAAUAUGUAGUUUUGAGGCUUAAUAAAGUAAUUCAAAAGGAACUAAACUUGCUGUCUUGUUGAUUGUUGAAUUUGAGCAGCAUUUUGACAGAAUCUAUGUUUUCAUGUGUCUCCAGGAGCUGAACACGCGUCCAUCGCAGUGAGAGCAAACAUCCAGGUGGCCCAGUCACAGGUGGAGGAGGCUCGUAAACUGUCAGCAGACGCAGAUAAGAAGCUAGCGGAGACCAAGGUGGAGGAGAUCCAAAGAAUGGCUGAAUGUGCUGCUUUCAGAUGGGAUAGUGAGGAGCAUGAGGUGCACGAGGCUUAUCUUAGAGAGGACUGAGGCAAACAGACACUUUCUGUUUUUAUCUCUUUUCUCUGUCUCUUUCCUUUUUGGAUCCUGUAAUAUUGUUCAGCCUGUAAGACUUACUGUAUCUAAAAGGGGAAAGUAUGAAAUAUAUAUAACUUAAUCCUUUAAGGUUGCCUAAAUUAUUAUUUAUCACUAUUUAUUUGAUCACUGAGUGUCAGCUACUUAAAAACAAUUGAAAAGUGAGAAUAACAUCUCCUGUUUUGGUAUUUGGCUGCAGUGAGAUUGAUCCAUCAUUGUAGCACAGUGUUGUUAUUGUAUGAUUUUGUGUGAAAAUAAAUACAUUUAGAGAAAAAGUAAUGCUUUCAUUGUCAUAUCUCCCAUAAGACAGGAGAAAAGGAGUAUUUAUUCAGAUAAUUGUUUUUUUUCUGGCCAUGUCUGCAGUUCCUUAAAUACAAGCCUUUUUUUUUUUUUUCAUAUUUUCAUCAGCGUCCUUCUGGCAACUUGCUUAUAAACUGGUGUUGAAUUUCUCUUGAAAUAAAUGGAGAGUAAUCUGCAAUAUUCGGACGAGUUGAGGGAGCAAGCUCUUUAUUUGGGAGAGCAGCCCCCUAUACCUUUGGGUCUCAAAACAUGUUCCCCCAUGCUUUCUAAAGUACUGCACAAUAUUUGUUAAAGUCCAAAUUUAUGGCAUUUCUGAAACAUCAACAAAACUAGAGGGAUCUUUUAAAAUUCACAAGUGUGCUGAAAAGGCUCUGGCUAAAACAUCUGUGCAUAACCAAAUCCCCUUUGUGGAGGAGUGCCGUUCUGACAUCUCACGAGAUUUCUCUUGUUGCAGCCAGGAAAACAGAGGAUACAGUAUGUGACUGAGAGACCAGGAGAGUCACAGAACGGCUCCAUACUGGACCAAUUUCAGAAACUGCUCUCCCCAUUAGGCAUGCAGACACUAACACUCAGAAAAAUAGGGCCCAGGUUGUAAAACAUCGACUUCCCUUAUUGCAUUUGCAUAAAUUCAACAAUUCAAUUAUUAAACAAUCAAUGCGAGUGUGAUUUCAGUUGAACACAGUAAUGACAAAAAGCUCUUACAACUUUAAUAUUUUUAUUAAAUUAAUUUUAUUAAUAACAUUUACAAGAUGUCCAUUGUUUUCAGAAUCAACUCAUAUGUAAGUAUGCAUUAAACUGAGGAUAGGACUGAAAAAAAGCACAUUCAUCUGAAUGAGUCAAGAUGCUUUCUGUGUAAUCUUAAAGCAAUCACAGUUUAACACGAAACCAAGAAGACAGUUGAUAGCAAAAGCAACAUCAGCAGCUGUUAAUAAUAAAGAAUUACUAUUACGAUAUCUAACUCACUUUCUAACUCACUUAAAUAAAUUCAGCACCACAGAAAUAAAAUGAAAAUGUCACUGAUAUUUAAGCCCACAACUAAAGAAGUCAUUGAUAACUGUGAGUUGAAUUCAUCAUUAAAAAGCUGGUGAUUCCUUGUAUAAGCCACAAAAGAGAUUACAUUUCAGAGCACGAAAAAAGGCUUCAUCCCUGAGGCCGUAGAUUAGAGGACUUAGACAUCUUGGACCUAGAAUAAAAAACACAUAAGUAAAAGUCCUCAGGUUUCCAACUACUACAGUAUCAGGAAUAUGGAGAUUAGCUUCUAUGAGGGGUAUCCAAAGCUGCAUCAGACAGAGCAGCAGCUGGAAGGCAUGUAAAAUGACUGUUCUUAGACCUUUCUGUGUUGACUCUUUGUUAUCUCCUGAUGCCACUUUGGCCACUUUCAUUAUUUUAACAUAGCAGAAUACAAUGAUGACACUCAUGAUCAAGAAAUAAAACUGAUACACAGCUGAGUGGACAUGUCGUGUCCAGUAAUGCAUGAAAAUUCGUGUCCUUUCACAUAUUUUGUAUUCGAAGUAAAAGCUGACAGGUGAUGAGGAAAAGAUGACAAAGAGAACAAUCAAGCAGGGAACUGUGCUGAGGCCCUGUAUGAUGAAGAUGCAGCAAAAAGUUCUGCGCAUGGAGCAGAGCUCUUCAUGACGCAGGGGCAUGCAGAUGGACACAUAACGCUCCAGGGUCAUUGCUGUCAAAGUAACUGGUGUUACAACAACCCACAGAAGUGUCACAGAGCAGAUGAUCAUACAAACCCAUAUUGGCAAUGUGACUCUAAAAUAAAACAAGACAAGCAGGAUAUCACUGAUGAUUAAAAUCAGACUAUCUGAGUGUAAGGUAACAGCAAAUAAGAUGUAGCGUGCAGUUGUGUUGAAGCACUCCCUCUGGAAAAAUGUUACAAUUAAGAAAAUGUUAAUGCAGAGAAAAAUGACAACCACAAUCUGCACAAUAAUAACAAAACGGUCUGUAAAUAGCUGAAGAGAGAACCCAGCACCAUCCAGCAAGGUGUUAUUUGCCAUCACUCUCCUCAGCAGGUAGCUGUUAAAGCAGUGAAAAAUGACAAACUGUGAUAAUGCUUUUGAAAGAGAAAAGGUUAAAGGCAAACCUGCAUUCAUUCUAAGAUAAUCAUUCACAUAAAGUCCUUUACCAAUAUUCAUUGCUGUGCCAAACCUCUUAACCUCAGGUUUCCAAGGACUGGUGAUCGUCUUUGAAGAGUUCAGAGCAAGUGCUGUCCACAGAUGACUUCACAUGAGUGACCAGGAUACAGGCAAAGUAACAGCAAAUUUAACCUCUCUUAAAGCACUGUUGUCAUUCCUGCUCACUGUCUGUCACCCUCAGUGGUCCCUCCCUGUACAGGCUGUAUCGUGAAGUAAACAAGGCAUCAUUAUCCCAGUGGCACACAACACACGUGACACUGAGAGUUUUCCACUUUUUCAGCUCUACAGGCUCAAGGCUUUGUGUUUGGACAAUAUGAAUAUUCAUACUGUAUUUCAUUGAAAUUGAUUCACCUGCUACUGAGAUCAAUCAAUAAAUCAAUGAAUCAAUCUUUAUCUGUAUCCCACCAAUUUAAUACAUAUAUUAUCUCAUGAAGCUUAACAAGAAGAGCUGGUCUCCACUCCUCUCUUCAUGAUAUUCACACAGACCCAAUGUGAUGAUGGGUUAAGCUUUGAGCAGAACCAGACCCAUGUAUGACAGACAUCUGCUCCUAUUGUAGUGGGUUUAGAGAGGAGAUAGAGGGAGAAGCAGAAAAGAGAGAGAUGGACAGAGACCAACAAUUACAAUAAUACAUAUGUGUGGUUACACGAUUAGAGACAUGUCACCAUAGGUCAAAUCAUGGCCCAAAAGGUCAGAGUCAGGAGUGUACCUGCACCACUGUUAAAUGGCAGUACAUUAAAUUAUAGUCUGUUUCUAGUACUCAACUUUGCUUUCUAAAAUGGUAUUGAUCCUAGAGAUACACAGAGGAACAAGAAACAGGAUUGAUACACAGGGGAAAAAAAACUUGUUAUUCCACAGCAGUUAAUUUUCACUCACCUGAGGCCUGUGGUGCACUAAAGUAGACCAGCCCACAGAAGGUUAUCAUUGUACUUAUUGAAAAAAGGCUGAGAUGUGUAUGGCUGGGAGAAGAAGCUGAACAGCAAGAAUUUAAGUAAGUAAGUGUUGGUCCAGUAGAGGUAUGAUGAAGAGGGUUCACUGUAACUAUCAAAUGACUCGGAGAAGCUGUUUACCUCUUUUUUAUCUUUCUCUCUGCUCUUCUCUCAUAUAGGGGAGUAAGUGGAGCGAGAGCAUGCAGCCCAACAUGGCAGAUCUGAUCUCUGACCCAACCAGGCUUCAUGCCCUGGCCCUGGUUUCCCUAUCCUCUUUUGUACAUCCUUGACUCUUUCUGUUCCCUCUCUGUUCUCUCCUUGCAUCCCGUGUCAAAGUGGGGGAGUAGGGGGAGGUAGAUGUGUACAGACUUGUUAGGGUGAUUUUCUUAAGCCAGUCAUGUCAGCCUUUAGAGUGGUGGAGCUGUGUCACUCAAAUACCUCAGAUACUUUGGUACUAGAUUUCUGGAGCCAUGGGCCUCCAACAACUUUCCUCAACAAGGACCUUGUACCCAUGUUUAACAUCACUCGGGCUCCCAAAAUAUGUUGUGCUUUGUUAUUACCUUAUAUGGACUCUCCUUUAGGCCAACGAGAUGCAAGUGGAAUGUUUGGAAACGUGGACGACUUUAUACGUAUACUUAAAGAGUCUCAGACCAUUCUUUGUUACACUUAGGUGACACUUGUGUUACACUUAUGGUACACUUGUGGCAUGAUGAAGCUGUAACCCAGAUCUGCAACCAGUAAAGCUUGUCAAAACGAUCAUUCUUGUGGACCUUCCAUUUUUUAAAGUGUGAACAUGGGCGAGGCAUCCUUACAAGACUGACCUUGAAGGGUGAGCUCAGGCCUAAACUGGCUUCUUCUUCUGGCUCUGCCUUCCCUCUUCUCUUUCUUGCACCUUUUACUUUUCUGUUGUUAUUUCUCACUUUCCUUCCUGUAUCCCAGAACGGAGUGGGCGAAUAAGGGGAAAUAGAGUAUACAGCCAGAGUCCAGUAAGGGUCAGCUCUGGCCCAAAAAGGCCCACAGAGGCUCUACUUUCCCUGUUGUCUAUGAAGCAUCUCGUGCUUUCUUAUUUUCUUCCUCUUCUCUUUUUGCAUCCCUUAUUGUAGUGAUGAGGUAAGACUAAGAUUUUUGAGGUUUUGAAAGAUAAAUCCUUCUUUAAACAAAACAUUGAGAAAAAUCUCUCAUCAAACUUUUGAGUGUUAUCUAAGUUUUCAAACAGUGAUGAAGUGUUAACUAAGUCUUCAGAUGUUUUGCACCAACAGAGAAGUCUUUGCAUAAUUAAUGAAGCCAUUAAACAGCAGCUUAAAUUGGUUUCACUGGAGUUUGUUUUGUCACACAGGAAUACAGACAGUGAACUUGUUAUGGUCAUUAUUGCAUCAAAGUUACACAAGACAAGACAUCACACCAAGAACUUUUUCCCCUGGAUGAUGAAAUUUCACUUUGAGUGUCUCAUGCCUGUGUAGGCCAGAUAGUUUGAGUUUACAGACUUUCCUCUAAAGUUUUCUAGCCUUGAUUAUAAAAUUAUGUCAUAAUGAUAGAAUCUUAAAAGUAUCUGGUUAUACUUUUGUAAAUAUUUAAAUGUCCAUGUUUUAAGAAAGAGGUAUCACAUAGCUGUGAUAGUAUGUAUCUGAAAACCUUCAACUUUCAUUUGAUGUCAUUGAAUGAGUCAAGAUUUCUGACUGUUUUGGUCAUAUUUUACAAUGACUAUCUUUUUUUUCACUGUCAAUCAAUUAUACAAGUAAGGUUAUGAUGGUUUUGAUCAUAACAAAUACUUAUUGUAAAAGUAAAAAAACAAGUGGAAGCCAAGGCAGCUCAUACAUCAGGUAAAUAAAUGUGUGAUGAAGUGAAUCUGUAGUUUUAAGGCUGGAAACACAUGACUUCAAAAAAACUCAACUUGCUGCCAUGUUGCUUGUCUAUUACAAGCAGUAUUUUGACAAGAUUUGUGUUUUCAGGUGUCUCCAGGAGCUGAACACACAUCCAUUGCAGCAAGAACAAACAUCUAGGUUGCCCAAAGAAUGGCUGAAUAUGCUGCUUUCAGAUGAGAUAGUGAGGAGCUUGAGGUGCAUGAAGUUUAUUUUACAGGGGACUGAGACGAACAGACACUUUCUGUUUUUAUCUCUCUUCUCUGUCUCUUUUCUUUUUGAAUCAUAUAAGAUGGUUCACCCUGCAAGACAUUUAAAAGGAGAAAACGUGAAAUAUACAUAACUUAAUUUUUAAGGAUGUUUCAAUUAUUUAUCACUAUUUAUUUGAACACUGAGUGUCAGCUACUUUAGAGCCAUUGAAAAGUGAAUGUAACAUCUCCUGAUUUGGUAUUUGGCUUCAGUGAGAUUGAUCCAUCAUUGCACCACAGUGUUGAUAAUUGUAUGGGUAUGUGUGAAAAUAAAUAUAUCUGGAGAAAAGUAAUGCUUUCAUUGUCAUGUAUAAGACAGGAGAGAAAGGAGUAUUUAUUCAGAUAACUGUUUUUUUUUCUCACCACGUCUGCAGUUCCUUAAAUCCAAGUCUUUUAUUUAUUUAAUAUAUUUUAUUGUCUUUAUCAGUGUACCUCUGAUGACUUGCUUAUCAACUGGUGUUACAUUUUCGUGAAGUGGAGAGUAACCCCAUAGCUACCUGUGGGGACUGGUUUAAUAAACACUCUGACUAAAAAUCCCUACUUUGAAAAAUCAAACUUCCUAAAAAUGUCUUUUUUCCAUGUGCUUCUGUGUAUUUGACUGUCACAGUGAACAAUUUCUGGAGCUGGUCGAGGAUUGAAGGACAGCGGAGCUGUAGCUAGCAACCGCGGAACUCGCUAAAAACAUCUUUGUACAACCAAAUCACGUUUGUGGAGAGUCCUGUUGUGACAUCUCGCGAGACUUCACUUGCUGCAGCCAGGAAGACAACAGAGGAUACGUGAGUGGAGACACUGGAAAAGUCACAGGACGGCUCAAUACUUGAUCAAUUUUAGAAACUAUUUUCCACAUCAGACGAGCAGAAACAAACACACAGGAAAAUAGGGGCUAGAUGUAAAAACACCGACGUUCUCCGUGAUCAUCGUUUGUGUAUUAAAUCAACGAGGCAGUUAUAAAACCUUUCAAUGAGAGUGCGCAUUCAGUUAAACUCAGCAAUGACAAAAAGCUCUUACAACUUUAAUAUUUUUAUAAAAUUCAUUUAAUUAAUAACAUUUAGAAGUUGUGCAAUGUUUUCAGACUCAACUCAUACAUUAGUAUACAUUAAACUGAAGAUAAGACUGAAAAAGAAGCACAGUCAGUCACCUGAAUGAGUCAUGAUGCGUUCAGUGUCACUCUUAAAGCAAUCACAGUUCAUCCUAAAACAAGAAACCAGGUAAGGUUAAGGUUUAUCCUCUUUUUAUUGCACUGAGUUGAUUCAAAAUAAUUGUCCAGACCUCAGUGAAAGGAUCCAGGACUAAAUUUAAAGAAAUCGGUCAUUGUUAGGAUUUGAACCCAGGAAGAACUAUAAACUGUUUGACAUCGCCACACAAUUUACUAGUCCAGGAGCAUCUGCUUUAUUUGCUGGAAGAUUAUGAUGGAAAGAAAAUUAAUUUAUUGGAGGAAAUCUGAAGUUAUUUCUAAAAUAAGUUUUAAUAGACUGUAAAAUUAAAGAGUUUUUUUUACAGGAUAGGCCACAAAAAAUGACAAAGUUGCCACAAAAUAUUGAUUUUAAAAUAGUUUUAUUAGUUUAAAAAUAGCUUGAAAAAUAGUUUCAGUUCCAGAGAUGGUCAAGCUAGAAAAAGGAAAGCUCUAACUCCAUUCUGUCUGGAGUUUGUUUUAUGUUUUUUGUCACAAAGUAAAUCUUCAUUUCCAUCCUCAUGUCUUUAAACCACUCCUUUUUUUCUUUUUCUUGUCUUGUCAGUUGCUGACAAUCACGAGUUUUUCUUGCAUGAUUAUCAAAAAUAUCCUCUAGUUGUUUACUGAUUCACACUGUUUUUGUCACAGUGUCUGCAUGCAGAGGGUGAAACGUGCCAGAGUCCUUGUUGUUGAUUGUUUGAUUUGAUGUGUGGGAACAUGCUGCAGUUUUGCAACACUUGUCAACUAAUACCACACCUUUGCUAUGGGAGAUCGGUUAAUCAAAAUCAGAUAUCUAACAUGACCAGAUAAUAUAAAAAUAGUAUCAUAAUACUGCUUAGUUAUAAGCCUUAGUUAUGACUUAAUCUGUAUGUAGAGGAUCUCCAACAAUGAGACUUUAAAAAUGACCCUGCACUCCCCCUGACUGUCUGCCGUCUCUCUGUUUGAUAACAGGCCGUGCACACUCGUACCACUUUCCAAAGACGCUAUGUGGCGACCCUGGGGAAGCUGACCCCAGCAGAGGAGGACUCACUCCUAGAGGUGAUCAGUGUCCAGCGUGCAGAGGUAGGUUUUGCAUAUCUUUUUUUCCCUGCAAAAAUCAGCUCCAACUAUUUGCAGGCUCAAACUAAAUAUACUUGUUAUUUACUUUGUCUCAUCUGUUUGUCCCAAAAGGCCAGUGAAAGACUGGAAGACUGCAAACGCUUUGGGUCUACCUGGAUCAGUGCUGUCAACUUGUGCAAAAUGGCAGCUGAGGCAGCACAUAAAUCAGGUAAAUAAAAUGUGUGAUGACAUGAAUAUGUAGUUUUGAGGCUUAAUAAAGUAAUUCAAAAGGAACUAAACUUGCUGUCUUGUUGAUUGUUGAAUUUGAGCAGCAUUUUGACAGAAUCUAUGUUUUCAUGUGUCUCCAGGAGCUGAACACGCGUCCAUCGCAGUGAGAGCAAACAUCCAGGUGGCCCAGUCACAGGUGGAGGAGGCUCGUAAACUGUCAGCAGAUGCAGAUAAGAAGCUGGCCGAGACCAAGGUGGAGGAGAUCCAAAGAAUGGCUGAAUGUGCUGCUUUCAGAUGGGAUAGUGAGGAGCAUGAGGUGCACGAGGCUUAUCUUAGAGAGGACUGAGGCAAACAGACACUUUCUGUUUUUAUCUCUCUUCUCUGUCUCUUCCCUUUUUGGAUCCUGUAAUAUUGUUCAGCCUGUAAGACAUACUGUAUCUAAAAGGGGAAAGUAUGAAAUAUAUAUAACUUAAUCCUUUAAGGUUGCCUAAAUUAUUAUUUAUCACUAUUUAUUUGAUCACUGAGUGUCAGCUACUUAAAAACAAUUGAAAAGUGAGAAUAACAUCUCCUGUUUUGGUAUUUGGCUGCAGUGAGAUUGAUCCAUCAUUGUAGCACAGUGUUGUUAUUGUAUGAUUUUGUGUGAAAAUAAAUACAUUUAGAGAAAAAGUAAUGCUUUCAUUGUCAUAUCUCCCAUAAGACAGGAGAAAAGGAGUAUUUAUUCAGAUAACUGUUUUUUUUCUGGCCAUGUCUGCAGUUCCUGAAAUACAAGCCUUUUUUUUCAUAUUUUCAUCAGCGUCCUUCUGGCAACUUGCUUAUAAACUGGUGUUGAAUUUCUCUUGAAAUAAAUGGAGAGUAAUCUGCAAUAUUCGGACGAGUUGAGGGAGCAAGCUCUUUAUUUGGGAGAGCAGCCCCCUAUACCUUUGGGUCUCAAAACAUGUUCCCCCAUGCUUUCUAAAGUACUGCACAAUAUUUGUUAAAGUCCAAAUUUAUGGCAUUUCUGAAGCAUCAACAAAACUAGAGGGAUCUUUUAAAAUUCACAAGUGUGCUGAAAAGGCUCUGGCUAAAACGUCUGAGCAUAACCAAAUCUGCUUUGUGGAGGAGUGCCGUUCUGACAUCUCGCGAGAUUUCUCUUGUUGCAGCCAGGAAAACAGAGGAUACAGUAUGUGACUGAGAGACCAGGAGAGUAACAGACCAGCUCCAUACUGGACCAAUUUCAGAAACUGCUCUCCCCAUUAGGCAUGCAGACACUAACACUCAGAAAAAUAGGGCCCAGGUUGUAAAACAUCGACUUCCCUUAUUGCAUUUGCAUAAAUUCAACAAUUCAAUUAUUAAACAAUCAAUGAGAGUGUGAUUUCAGUUGAACACAGUAAUGACAAAAAGCUCUUACAACUUUAAUAUUUUUAUUAAAUCAAUUUUAUUAAUAACAUUUACAAGAUGUCCAUUGUUUUCAGAAUCAACUCAUAUGUAAGUAUGCAUUAAACUGAGGAUAGGACUGAAAAAAAGCACAUUCAUCUGAAUGAGUCAAGAUGCUUUCUGUGUAAUCUUAAAGCAAUCACAGUUUAACACGAAACCAGGAAGACAGUUGAUAGCAAAAGCAACAUCAGCAGCUGUUAAUAAUAAAGAAUUACUAUUACGAUAUCUAACUCACUUUCUAACUCACUUAAAUAAAUUCAGCACCACAGAAAUGAAAAUGAAAAUGUCACCAAUUUUUAAGACCACAACUAAAGUAGUCAUUGAUAACUGUGAGUUGAAAUCUUCAUUAAAAAGCUGGUGAUUCCUUGUAUAAGCCACAAAAGAGAUUAAAUUUCAGAGCACGAAAAAAGGCUUCAUCCCUGAGGCCGUAGAUUAGAGGACUGAGACAUCUUGGAGCUAGAAUAAAAAACACAUAAGUAAAAGUCCUCAGGUUUCCAACUACUACAGUAUCAGGAAUAUGGAGAUUAGCUUCUAUGAGGGGUAUCCAAAGCUGCAUCAGACAGAGCAGCAGCUGGAAGGCAUGUAAAAUGACUGUUCUUAGACCUUUCUGUGUUGACUCUUUGUUAUCUCCUGAUGCCACUUUGGCCACUUUCAUUAUUUUAACAUAGCAGAAUACAAUGAUGACACUCAUGAUCAAGAAAUAAAACUGAUACACAGCUGAGUGGACAUGUCGUGUCCAGUAAUGCAUGAAAAUUCGUGUCCUUUCACAUAUUUUGUAUUCGAAGUAAAAGCUGACAGGUGAUGAGGAAAAGAUGACAAAGAGAACAAUCAAGCAGGGAACUGUGCUGAGGCCCUGUAUGAUGAAGAUGCAGAACAAAGUUCUGCGCAUGGAGCAGAGCUCUUCAUGACGCAGGGGCAUGCAGAUGGCCACAUAACGCUCCAGGACCAUUGCUGUCAAAGUAACUGGUGUUACAACAACCCACAGAAGUGUCACAGAGCAGAUGAUCAUACAAACCCAUAUUGGCAAUGUGACUCUAAAAUAAAACAAGACAAGCAGGAUAUCAGUGAUGAUUAAAAUCAGACUAUCUGAGUGUAAGGUAACAGCAAAUAAGAUGUAGCGUGCAGUUGUGUUGAAGCACUCCCUCUGGAAAAAUGUUACAAUUAAGAAAAUGUUAAUGCAGAGAAAAAUGACAACCACAAUCUGCACAAUAAUAACAAAACGGUCUGUAAAUAGCUGAACAGUCAACCCAGCACCAUUCAUCAAGGUGUUAUUUGCCAUCUCUCUCCUCAGCAGGUAGCUGUUGAAGCAGUGCAAAAUGACAAACUGUGAUGAUGAUUUUGAAAGAGAAAAAGUUAAAGGCAAACCUGCAUUCAUUCUAAAAUAAUAAUUCACAUAAAGUCCUUUACCAAUAUUCAUUGCUGUGCCAAACCUCUUAACCUCAGGUUUCCAAGGACUGGUGAUCGUCUUUGAAGAGUUCAGAGCAAGUGCUGUCCACAGAUGACAUACAUGAGUGACCAGGAUACAGGCAAAGUAACAGCAAAUUUAACCUCUCUUAAAGCACUGUUGUCAUUCCUGCUCACUGUCUGUCACCCUCAGUGGUCCCUCCCUGUACAGGCUGUAUCGUGAAGUAAACAAGGCAUCAUUAUCCCAGUGGCACACAACACACGUGACACUGAGAGUUUUCCACUUUUUCAGCUCUACAGGCUCAAGGCUUUGUGUUUGGACAAUAUGAAUAUUCAUACUGUAUUUCAUUGAAAUUGAUUCACCUGCUACUGAGAUCAAUCAAUAAAUCAAUGAAUCAAUCUUUAUCUGUAUCCCACCAAUUUAAUACAUAUAUUAUCUCAUGAAGCUUAACAAGAAGAGCUGGUCUCCACUCCUCUCUUCAUGAUAUUCACACAGACCCAAUGUGAUGAUGGGUUAAGCUUUGAGCAGAACCAGACCCAUGUAUGACAGACAUCUGCUCCUAUUGCAGUGGGUUUAGAGAGGAAAUAGAGAGAGAAGCAGAAAAGAGAGAGAUGGACAGAGACCAACAAUUACAAUAAUACAUAUGUGUGGUUACACGAUUAGAGACAUGUCACCAUAGGUCAAAUCAUGGCCCGAAAGGUCAGAGUCAGGAGUGUACCUGCACCACUGUUAAAUGGCAGUACAUUAAAUUAUAGUCUGUUUCUAGUACUCAACUUUGCUUUCAAAAAAUGGUAUUGAUCCUAGAGAUACACAGAGAAACAAGAAACAGGAUUGAUACAAAGGGGAAAAAAAACUUGUUAUUCCACAGCAGUUAAUUUUCACUCACCUGAGGCCUGUGGUGCACUAAAGUAGACCAGCCCACAGAAGGUUAUCAUUGUACUUAUUGAAAAAAGGCUGAGAUGUGUAUGGCUGGGAGAAGAAGCUGAACAGCAAGAAUUUAAGUAAGUAAGUGUUGGUCCAGUAGAGGUAUGAUGAAGAGGGUUCACUGUAACUAUCAAAUGACUCGGAGAAGCUGUUUACCUCUUUUUUAUCUUUCUCUCUGCUCUUCUCUCAUAUAGGGGAGUAAGUGGAGCGAGAGCAUGCAGCCCAACAUGGCAGAUCUGAUCUCUGACCCAACCAGGCUUCAUGCCCUGGCCCUGGUUUCCCUAUCCUCUUUUGUACAUCCUUGACUCUUUCUGUUUCCUCUCUGUUCUCUCCUUGCAUCCCGUGUCAAAGUGGGGGAGUAGGGGGAGGUAGAUGUGUACAGACUUGUUAGGGUGAUUUUCUUAAGCCAGUCAUGUCAGCCUUUAGAGUGGUGGAGCUGUGUCACUCAAAUACCUCAGAUACUUUGGUACUAGAUUUCUGGAGCCAUGGGCCUCCAACAACUUUCCUCAACAAGGACCUUGUACCCAUGUUUAACAUCACUCGGGCUCCCAAAAUAUGUUGUGCUUUGUUAUUACCUUAUAUGGACUCUCCUUUAGGCCAACGAGAUGCAAGUGGAAUGUUUGGAAACGUGGACGACUUUAUAUGUAUACUUAAAGAGUCUCAGACCAUUCUUUGUUACACUUAGGUGACACUUGUGUUACACUUAUGGUACACUUGUGGCAUGAUGAAGCUGUAACCCAGAUCUGCAACCAGUAAAGCUUGUCAAAACGAUCAUUCUUGUGGACCUUCCAUUUUUUAAAGUGUGAACAUGGGCGAGGCAUCCUUACAAGACUGACCUUGAAGGGUGAGCUCAGGCCUAAACUGGCUUCUUCUUCUUCUGGCUCUGCCUUCCCUCUUCUCUUUCUUGCACCUUUUACUUUUCUGUUGUUAUUUCUCACUUUCCUUCCUGUAUCCCAGAACGGAGUGGGCGAAUAAGGGGAAAUAGAGUAUACAGCCAGAGUCCAGUAAGGGUCAGCUCUGGCCCAAAAAGGCCCACAGAGGCUCUACUUUCGCUGUUGUCUAUGAAGCAUCUCGUGCUUUCUUAUUUUCUUCCUCUUCUCUUUUUGCAUCCCUUAUUGUAGUGAUGAGGUAAGACUAAGAUUUUUGAGGUUUUGAAAGAUAAAUCCUUCUUUAAACAAAACAUUGAGAAAAAUCUCUCAUCAAACUUUUGAGUGUUAUCUAAGUUUUCAAACAGUGAUGAAGUGUUAACUAAGUCUUCAGAUGUUUUGCACCAACAGAGAAGUCUUUGCAUAAUUAAUGAAGCCAUUAAACAGCAGCUUAAAUUGGUUUCACUGGAGUUUGUUUUGUCACACAGGAAUACAGACAGUGAACUUGUUAUGGUCAUUAUUGCAUCAAAGUUACACAAGACAAGACAUCACACCAAGAACUUUUUCCCCUGGAUGAUGAAAUUUCACUUUGAGUGUCUCAUGCCUGUGUAGGCCAGAUAGUUUGAGUUUACAGACUUUCCUCUAAAGUUUUCUAGCAUUGCUAAAUAAAAACAUGUCAUAAUGAUAGAAUCUUAAAAGUAUCUGGUUAUACUUUUGUAAAUAUUUAAAUGUCCAUGUUUUAAGAAAGAGGUAUCACAUAGCUGUGAUAGUAUGUAUCUGAAAACCUUCAACUUUCAUUUGAUGUCAUUGAAUGAGUCAAGAUUUCUGACUGUUUUGGUCAUAUUUUACAAUGACUAUCUUUUUUUUCACUGUCAAUCAAUUAUACAAGUAAGGUUAUGAUGGUUUUGAUCAUAACAAAUACUUAUUGUAAAAGUAAAAAAACAAGUGGAAGCCAAGGCAGCUCAUACAUCGGGUAAAUAAAUGUGUGAUGAAGUGAAUCUGUAGUUUUAAGGCUGGAAACACAUGACUUCAAAAAAACUCAACUUGCUGCCAUGUUACUUGUCUAUUACAAGCAGUAUUUUGACAAGAUUUGUGUUUUCAGGUGUCUCCAGGAGCUGAACACACAUCCAUUGCAGCAAGAACAAACAUCUAGGUUGCCCAAAGAAUGGCUGAAUAUGCUGCUUUCAGAUGAGAUAGUGAGGAGCUUGAGGUGCAUGAAGUUUAUUUUACAGGGGACUGAGACGAACAGACACUUUCUGUUUUUAUCUCUCUUCUCUGUCUCUUUUCUUUUUGAAUCAUAUAAGAUGGUUCACCCUGCAAGACAUUUAAAAGGAGAAAACGUGAAAUAUACAUAACUUAAUUUUUAAGGAUGUUUAAAUUAUUUAUCACUAUUUAUUUGAACACUGAGUGUCAGCUACUUUAGAGCCAUUGAAAAGUGAAUGUAACAUCUCCUGAUUUGGUAUUUGGCUUCAGUGAGAUUGAUCCAUCAUUGCACCACAGUGUUGAUAAUUGUAUGGGUAUGUGUGAAAAUAAAUAUAUCUGGAGAAAAGUAAUGCUUUCAUUGUCAUGUAUAAGACAGGAGAGAAAGGAGUAUUUAUUCAGAUAACUGUUUUUUUUUCUCACCACGUCUGCAGUUCCUUAAAUCCAAGUCUUUUAUUUAUUUAAUAUAUUUUAUUGUCUUUAUCAGUGUACCUCUGAUGACUUGCUUAUCAACUGGUGUUACAUUUUCGUGAGGUGGAGAGUAACCCCAUAGCUACCUGUGGGGACUAAAAAUCCCUACUUUGAAAAAUUAAACUUCCUAAAAAUGUCUUUUUUCCAUGUGCUUCUGUGUAUUUGACUGUGACAGUGAACAAUUUCUGGAGCUGGUCGAGGAUUGAAGGACAGCGGAGCUGUAGCUAGCAACCGCGGAACUAGCUAAAAACAUCUUUGUACAACCAAAUCACGUUUGUGGAGAGUCCUGUUGUGACAUCUCGCGAGACUUCACUUGCUGCAGCCAGGAAGACAACAGAGGAUACGUGAGUGGAGACACUGGAAAAGUCUCAGGACGGCUCAAUACUUGAUCAAUUUUAGAAACUAUUUUCCACAUCAGACGAGCAGAAACAAACACACAGGAAAAUAGGGGCUAGAUGUAAAAACACCGACGUUCUCCGUGAUCAUCGUUUGUGUAUUAAAUCAACGAGGCAGUUAUAAAACCUUUCAAUGAGAGUGCGCAUUCAGUUAAACUCAGCAAUGACAAAAAGCUCUUACAACUUUAAUAUUUUUAUAAAAUUCAUUUAAUUAAUAACAUUUAGAAGUUGUGCAAUGUUUUCAGACUCAACUCAUACAUUAGUAUACAUUAAACUGAAGAUAAGACUGAAAAAGAAGCACAGUCAGUCACCUGAAUGAGUCAUGAUGCGUUCAGUGUCACUCUUAAAGCAAUCACAGUUCAUCCUAAAACAAGAAACCAGGUAAGGUUAAGGUUUAUCCUCUUUUUAUUGCACUGAGUUGAUUCAAAAUAAUUGUCCAGACCUCAGUGAAAGGAUCCAGGACUAAAUUUAAAGAAAUCGGUCAUUGUUAGGAUUUGAACCCAGGAAGAACUAUAAACUGUUUGACAUCGCCACACAAUUUACUAGUCCAGGAGCAUCUGCUUUAUUUGCUGGAAGAUUAUGAUGGAAAGAAAAUUAAUUUAUUGGAGGAAAUCUGAAGUUAUUUCUAAAAUAAGUUUUAAUAGACUGUAAAAUUAAAGAGUUUUUUUUACAGGAUAGGCCACAAAAAAUGACAAAGUUGCCACAAAAUAUUGAUUUUAAAAUAGUUUUAUUAGUUUAAAAAUAGCUUGAAAAAUAGUUUCAGUUCCAGAGAUGGUCAAGCUAGAAAAAGGAAAGCUCUAACUCCAUUCUGUCUGGAGUUUGUUUUAUGUUUUUUGUCACAAAGUAAAUCUUCAUUUCCAUCCUCAUGUCUUUAAACCACUCCUUUUUUUCUUUUUCUUGUCUUGUCAGUUGCUGACAAUCACGAGUUUUUCUUGCAUGAUUAUCAAAAAUAUCCUCUAGUUGUUUACUGAUUCACACUGUUUUUGUCACAGUGUCUGCAUGCAGAGGGUGAAACGUGCCAGAGUCCUUGUUGUUGAUUGUUUGAUUUGAUGUGUGGGAACAUGCUGCAGUUUUGCAACACUUGUCAACUAAUACCACACCUUUGCUAUGGGAGAUCGGUUAAUCAAAAUCAGAUAUCUAACAUGACCAGAUAAUAUAAAAAUAGUAUCAUAAUACUGCUUAGUUAUAAGCCUUAGUUAUGACUUAAUCUGUAUGUAGAGGAUCUCCAACAAUGAGACUUUAAAAAUGACCCUGCACUCCCCCUGACUGUCUGCCGUCUCUCUGUUUGAUAACAGGCCGUGCACACUCGUACCACUUUCUAAAGACGCUAUGUGGCGACCCUGGGGAAGCUGACCCCAGCAGAGGAGGACUCACUCCUAGAGGUGAUCAGUGUCCAGCGUGCAGAGGUAGGUUUUGCAUAUCUUUUUUUCCCUGCAAAAAUCAGCUCCAACUAUUUGCAGGCUCAAACUAAAUAUACUUGUUAUUUACUUUGUCUCAUCUGUUUGUCCCAAAAGGCCAGUGAGAGACUGGAAGACUGCAAACGCUUUGGGUCUACCUGGAUCAGUGCUGUCAACUUGUGCAAAAUGGCAGCUGAGGCAGCACAUAAAUCAGGUAAAUAAAAUGUGUGAUGACAUGAAUAUGUAGUUUUGAGGCUUAAUAAAGUAAUUCAAAAGGAACUAAACUUGCUGUCUUGUUGAUUGUUGAAUUUGAGCAGCAUUUUGACAGAAUCUAUGUUUUCAUGUGUCUCCAGGAGCUGAACACGCGUCCAUCGCAGUGAGAGCAAACAUCCAGGUGGCCCAGUCACAGGUGGAGGAGGCUCGUAAACUGUCAGCAGAUGCAGAUAAGAAGCUGGCCGAGACCAAGGUGGAGGAGAUCCAAAGAAUGGCUGAAUGUGCUGCUUUCAGAUGGGAUAGUUAG
Xyrichtys novacula (pearly razorfish) is the source of this 17914-nucleotide messenger RNA. The record is from the annotation of a GenBank genome assembly. Lineage: Eukaryota; Metazoa; Chordata; Actinopteri; Labriformes; Labridae.